GGGCAAUAGAGACAAAGUUGACUUCGUUGCAGGUGCGGUCUAUUAUUUGAUGACAAACAUAUAGACUUUCUACCUACAUACAUAUGUACCUAGGUAGAUAACCUAUCUUUAUCAGGUACUUGACAUAUGUACCUUGAUUCCUUAACGUGUGGUUUGUUUAUAGAAUCGCCUCUCUCCUAAUUACCCCCACCCACUUUUCGCACGAGUUGCUAUUUGAUCGAUGCAAGCAACGCAAUAUAACAAAAGACGCCAAUAUGACUUCUAGAGGCGGAAACGCAGAUCGCACAAUCGUUAUGCAAGGCUCAGGGUCCGCGGCGGCGAGACCUUCCAUGGCGCCGCAGAGCUCUAGCUCCGGCGGCGUGGUUAAGACGCGGCAAUUGACGCAUCUCCAUUCGCAACUAGCGCAACUCUCGGCAAAUUUGGCGGAUACGGAGAAUCUCCUGCGCAUGACGAGCGUACAGGCGGAGGCUAUGAGAGGUCUGGGUAGUUGGCACGGUGGGCUGUUCAUGGCCGCGAGCAAGGUGCUAGGAGAAGAAUCAGUCAAGGAGCAACAGCCCGGAGGGAAUCAAAAAUAGUACAGUCAUCGUGUAUCAGUUUAGGCUGAUGGAUAGUCCGACGCCUUAUAGGUCUGCACUUCCUGGGUUUGCAUAUGCGAGUUACUUCUACAAGUAAUGGCUAUGUCGCCCUUCGUCGUACCUAGAGAUGGAACCUAGGGGCUUACAUAUAAAGGCUUUCCGUAGCUAGUCUUGGGGGUCUCGACGACACCCUAUCCACCUGGUAAGACUGGGUUUUCAACGACGCGAGUAUCAAGCUAAAUGCCCAGUUGAUGGGCAUGCUGUUGCAGGCUCAAAAACUUCGCCGAGCAACCCAGCCCCCAGAUACAUACUAGUUAUAUCAACUACCUUAGGUAUAAUUUAUGUACUUGAUAUUUAUGAACACUAAGAUUGCC
Molecule: messenger RNA, 949 nt
Organism: Daldinia loculata
Lineage: Eukaryota; Fungi; Ascomycota; Sordariomycetes; Xylariales; Hypoxylaceae
Product: DASH complex subunit Hsk3 like-domain-containing protein
Exons: 3
Coding region: 255-575 (106 amino acids)
Biological process (GO): attachment of spindle microtubules to kinetochore
Cellular component (GO): DASH complex
Source: RefSeq, a predicted model, not a curated record